CAGCCACUUCCACACCCUAUGAGCUCAAGCUCAUCAUCAUCAUCUACAGCAGAGCGCAUCUCUGAUCACACGCACACAUACACACACAUGCACACACACGGUAGCCUGCUGCAGCCAUAAGAAAACAGAGCCAGAGGAGCACGCAAGAAGACACAUACAGGGAGAGAGGGAGAGAGAGAGGAGGAGAGACCGAGACUGAGGAGAGAGGCAGACAUCUGCAGAUAGAGAUGUCAGGCGUUGUGUUGUCUCUGUGUGUGCUAGUGGUCUUUGUGCUGCUGUGUGAGCUGAGCAGGAGAAUCUUAACCAAGCUACUAGCUCCCAGGGGGCUGUGUCUGUCUGCUGUUUACGCUGUGGAGCUGGUGUCUACGCUGCAGCUGUGUAUCUGCAACCUAGAGCUGCGUCUGUUGGGGGAGGUGGGCCGGCUGCAGCCUCAGUUCUGUCUCAGCCUCACAUACCUGGCAUCUGUGGUCCAUGGCCUCACCUUCCAUGGAGCCCUGGGGAACCCCUGUAGCACGCUGGAACACACCUACCGGGGACGCCUCACUGCCAGGAGCGGCGUGCUGAGGAUGGUGUGCCAGUUCAUGGCAGCUAGCGUGGCUCGUACCAUGCUACAGGGGCUGUGGGCCCUUGGUCUCUCUGACCUGCACCUGAGACACACACUCCAGGGCUUCCAAUGCAUUAGCCCCAUCCACACAGACACAGACACCAGCCUGGUGCUCCCCGGCCCUCUGGUCACCGCAGCAGCCGUGGAGCUGGCAGGGGCCUUUGCCAUGCAGACCGCCUUCACACACACACACACUAUGGACCAGAGGUACCGGGUACAUGCCAUAGCAGCACUCACCGCUACCCUGACCUACGCAGGUGGCAAGAUGACGGGGGCUGUGUUUAACCCUGCGUUGGCCCUCUCCACACAGUUCCCCUGCAGUGGACACUCCUUUCUGGAUUACUGCCUGGUCUACUGGCUGGCUCCUCUACUAGGUAUGAUGUGUUCGGUCCUGUUGUUUGAUCAGAUGUUGUCUGGUAGAGCUUCUCCCUACCGCCCCCUUCUGGCUAACAAGAGGAAAUGACCCUGGGUCAUAUUCAUUAGUGCACACCGUAGCAAAACUGUUUUGCAACAGAAAACAUUUAACAACAAAAACAAGUUUCUUAUUAGCCAAGUUCAGGUAAUUCCUCCCCUUUUCGGUUAGUUUUCUUCUGUUUGGUGUCUACGGCCCUGGACUCACCAUCCAUCCCUAUGAACUGAAGACCCUGAUGCAUAGUGACCUCUUUAGAACUAUGCACAUUCAAACAAAAAAAGACUGUACAGUGCUGCUUGAAAGUAUGUGAACCCCUUGUGUAAUUACAGAUUUUUUCAGUUUUUACCAUGAAAUCUUAAUUUAAUCAGAACCAGUCUUUUUGAUCUGACAUAACAGGUUUACAUUUACCAAUACCAUAUGUUGGUGUAGAGGAAAUCAUGUGGGUAGUAGAACAACAAAAUUAAAAAGGAAUUAGUGCAGGUGCAAAAACAAGUAAACCCCAAGUUGCAUUGGUUAAAUCAAGUAGGUAAGUAGAAUCAGGUGGGUAAAUAAUUAGCUACCAAAUGAACCAAUCAAAGGAGAGAUCGUUAGGAAAGAGUUUGGGUGGGACUCUGAUAAAUAUAGAUAAGAAAUCUAGUUAACUUGGUGUUACCCAUCCAGGUGAAUGCAAAGCACACCAUGCUGAGAGGAAAGGAGAUCUCAGAGGACAUCAGGACGAGGGUAGUGAGAGCACAUCAGUCUGGGGAAGGCUAUAAAAUCAUCUCAAAAAUAUUUGAGAUCCAUCAGUCCACUGUGAGGCAAAUCAUUUACAAAUGGAGAGCAUUUAACAUGACAGCAACUCGGCCUAGAAGUGGACACCCUUCCAAAAUAUCCCCAAGAGCCACAAGAACAAUAAUAAAUCAGGUAAAAGCCAACCCAAACAUAACAUCUAGAGAUUUGCAGACCUCCCUUGCUGCAUCUCAGGUAACUGUGCAUGCUUCAACAAUAAGAAGAACACUGAAUCAAAAUGUCAUUAAUGGGAGGGUUGCUAGGAAGAAGCCUCUGCUGUCAAAAAAUAACCAAACUGCCCAUCUUAACUUUGCCAGAGACCACCUGGACAAACCUGACGGUUUCUAGAAGUCCAUUCUCUGGACCGAUGAGUCCAAAAUUGACCUUUUUGGUCACUAUCAACACUGCUAUGUUUGGUGAAAACCCAACACUGCCUUCCACCAAAAUAACCUUAUCCCAACAGUCAAGCAUGGUGGUGGGCAUGUCAAGAUCUGGGGCUGCUUUUCCUCCUCUGGACCUGGAUGACUUCACAUCUUUAAGAGAAACAUGAAUUCUGAGGUAUACCAGGAGAUUCUUGAACAGAAUGUCAGGCCAUCAGUCAAGGAGCUAAACCUGGGCCAAAAAUGGGUCUUCCAACAAGACAAUGACCCAAAGCAUUCAAGCAAAUCUACCAAAGAAUGGCUCAGGAGAAAG
Messenger RNA from Coregonus clupeaformis (lake whitefish), 2477 nucleotides. Its product is annotated as aquaporin-11. The record is from RefSeq and is a predicted model, not a curated record. Gene Ontology annotation, biological process: transmembrane transport. The coding region runs from base 228 to 1067 and encodes 279 amino acids. Gene Ontology annotation, molecular function: channel activity. The transcript has 4 exons. Lineage: Eukaryota; Metazoa; Chordata; Actinopteri; Salmoniformes; Salmonidae. Gene Ontology annotation, cellular component: cytoplasm; membrane.